Akanthomyces muscarius is the source of this 1029-nucleotide messenger RNA. RefSeq lists its product as uncharacterized. Gene Ontology annotation, cellular component: cytosol. Gene Ontology annotation, molecular function: aldose reductase (NADPH) activity. NCBI's taxonomy places the organism in Eukaryota, Fungi, Ascomycota, Sordariomycetes, Hypocreales, Cordycipitaceae. The coding region runs from base 1 to 1029 and encodes 342 amino acids. The record is from RefSeq and is a predicted model, not a curated record. The transcript has 8 exons.
AUGUCUCAUGGCACACAUUUUCCUAUUGGCACUGAAGGUGCACGAAUCCCCGCUCUGGGAUUUGGAACUUUUCAACCAGACCAUAACCCAGAAGCUGGCGUGACCGAGGCUGUCCUUCGGGCGCUUGAGGCGGGGUACCGACAUAUUGAUACGGCUUGGAUGUACGGCAAUGGUGAAGCCGAACGAGGUGUUGGGAAAGCUCUUAGAAAGUGGAACGGUAAACGAGAAGAUGUUUUUAUUGUCACCAAAUUGGCGAAUGCGCACCACAAGCCAGCUGAUGUCGCGGCGGCCUUGGAGCUCAGCCUGAAGAAUCUCGGCGUGGACUAUGUUGACUUGUACUUGAUGCACACUCCUGUCGCAUAUGAACGAGUUGGUGAAGGCGAGAAUGAAUGGUUGACUGCCCGGUUUCCCGAUGGGAAGCCUAAACUCGAUAUGCCAACCACCCAACGCUACGAUCUCACAUGGACGGCCAUGGAGCAGCUCGUCAAAGCUGGCAAGGCCAAACACAUAGGUGUUUCCAACUUUAGCGUCAGGAAGCUGCAAAAGGUCCUCAGAACAUGCAAAAUUAAGCCAGCUGCGAAUCAGGUCGAGGUUCACCCAUUUCUCCUUGAGACCGACUUGAUCCAGUUUUGCAACGAAAACGGUAUUCAUGUCACGGCAUUCUCCCCACUGGGUGGCAAGCCAGUCGCGGCGGUGGCUGCCAAUGCCGAUGUUCCAGGGCCACUACAGCAUGAAGUGGUCAAAUCCAUCGCCGAAAAACACAGCAUGUCACCAGGCCAGGUGCUUCUCAAAUGGGGCUUACAGCGCGGCACCAGCGUCAUCCCGAAAGCGUAUACUCCUUCGCACAUUGCCGACAAUUUUGCUGUUUUGGAGUUGCCCGAUCUUACAAAGGAGGAUUGUAUUGCAAUUGAUGAGAUUAGAAAAGAGCACGGCGAAGUUAGGUUUAUCAAUUACCUCUCGCAUUGGGGCUUCGAUAUAUACAGUCCGGGGCCAGAGGACCCCACCGAGGAGCCCGAGAUUCUCUCCUGA